GCCCGCCGGAGCCGUGGGGUCGGGGCGGCGCCGUCUUCCUCGCCCUGCCCCCCGCCAGGGCCAUGAGCCGCCUCAGCGGUGGCUGGGACGGAGCCGGCAAGGAGGUCGAGCGCCUGCUGGACCUAUGCAUUCGAUGUCUGACAAAGAACCUUUCCAGAUAUGCUGCUGAUUUAAAGUCAUUACCACCCAACAUAAAGGAUAAACUGAUUAAAUUAAUGAGUUUGCAAGGGCAAAUAACUGAUUCAAAUAUCAGUGAGGUGUUGCACCCUGCUGUAGAGUCUCUAGACCUCAGAGACUGUCGAAUUUCAGAUAAUGCAUUAUUACAGCUUUGUAACUGCAAGCAAUUGAAAAAAAUCAACUUAAAUUCGUGCAAAGAAGAGAGAUUGGGAAUAACUUCAGAAGGUGUCACAGCACUGGCCUUAUCCUGCCCUUACCUGCGUGAAGCGUCUUUUAAAAGGUGCUGCAAUAUAACUGACAGUGGAGUUCUUGCUCUUGCACUCAACUGCCAGUUCCUACAAAUAGUGAACUUGGGCAGCUGCUUAGGCAUCAUGGAUGCAUCUCUGCAGGCACUAGGAAAAAACUGCCAAUUUCUUCACAGUGUGGAUUUUUCAUCUACUCUGGUAACAGAUGAUGGCGUUGUAGCACUAGUGAGUGGAACAUGUUCGAAGAAUUUAAAGGAGAUCCACAUGGAACGCUGCGUGAAUCUGACCGACGUUGCUGUGGAAGCAGUCAUUACUUGUUGUCCAAAGAUACAUAUUUUUCUCUUCCAUGGAUGCCCAUUGAUAACAGAUCGUUCCCGAGACGUUUUAGAGCAGCUAGUCAUAUCAAACAAAAUGAAGCACGUAACAUGGACUGUUUAUUGAUCAUUUAUUGUGUUCUUAUGAGUGUCAAGUUUACAGAUGGGAGAGCCCUUUCAGAAAAGGAGCACCUUGGAGAAAUAGCUGGUGACUUUUGUACUACCAGAUUGCUUGCUUCCUUCCUUGUUCCACCAGAGGUCUCCAUCAUCAUUCCAGUCCUUGCCUGUGAGUCUUGGCUUCCUCAUUGUCUCUACUUAGAGCCCUGUUUGUCUUUGCAUCACUGGUCAUACUUCCUUAAGAGAAAAGUUAAGCAAUAAUUAAUAUUACACCGUCAUGGCUCAGCAUUCUUGAAGUAUCAGAUUUGACUGCUGAUUAGCAUCUUAGCUAUGUGUACAAACCCAGUUUAAGUAAGUCUCUGUUCUGAGGUUGUUGUCUGAUAGUGUAGUUUUAACUAAAAGUACCAAGUGUGUGUAAAGUUGGGACUUUAAUCUGACAAAAUCAACAGACAGAACUAGUGAAUGGAGGUGGCAUUAACAGCAAUGUCAAUGUAUUUUAAGUAGUAACAAACAGUCUCCUUUCACCGUGUACUUUUGCUAGCUCUGGAGGAAAAACUGUAGGUACCUUUCUUUUGAUGUUUCUAAUGCUGCAGAUGUCUUAUUUACCAUCAUUUAAUGGAUUUGUUUUACAUAUCCAAAAGUACAGUCUGUGAACAUGUAAACACAAAAUUGCUUUGAAAUUAUUGUAGUGACUCAACAAAUUUCAGAGUAGUAGCUAUAACCAAUAAAAUAAUCUUGUAUAUCAUAGAAUGGUUUGGAUUCUAAGAAACCUUAAAGAUCAUCUAGUUCCAACCACCCUGCAUGGGCAGGGACAUGUCCUGCUAGACCAGUUUGCUCAAAGCACCAUCCAACCUGGCCUUGAACACUUCUGAGGAGGGGGCAUCCAUAAUGCCUCUGUGGAACUGUUUCAAAGUCUGAUUUAGGAUCCUGCUGACUGUGCCAAUUUGUUGUAAAAUUACUGGAGUGCACCUCCCUCAAAAGAGAGAAUUGGCAGUAUAUUUUACUGAUAACAAAGCUCAGUGAUAAAUGUGAAACAUUUAACAAGAUCGGAUGGCAAGGUACAUUUGAGUAAUUACUGCAUUGUGUUAGAAUGAUUCACACAGAGACUGGAGAUGCAGGAGGGUAAGGAAGAACCCCCCCUGCAUGGAGUCGCAAGGUUCAGAAUGGACCCCCUUGCUUUCUGAACUCCUGGUGGAGCUUAGGUGUGGUUAGAUCCAGUCUUCGUCUCAGAUUUGGUCAAUGGUUUGUCUCUAAUGGAAUUAUCUAUACUAAGCUUAUAAUAAUAUUUAAUAGCUCCAUGGAUUAGUGGUGUUUCAUGAGUAUUAAUUCAGCAUGCUAUUGUCACAUACCAAAGACAUGCCUUGGUAAAAGGUUUCUGUGCCUCAAGCAGCAACGUUGAGAGGUGUCCCAGCUCAAGGGGAGAUCACUGCCAUGCAGCCACUUUGCCUAGCAAGGGAGAGUUCAAAGAAGGCUCACUUAGACUGUCAUAUUUAUGGAAUAAAGUGGUUUGCCUGUGAUCAGAUUACACUCAGUGAGAAAGGUAUGCAUGAGACUCCUUGAACUCACAAUUUACUUUGUUCUUUCAUAAAUGAAUGUUGGAAAAGCUACUUGCUAUUCAUGUGUUAAUCGCAUGAUUGGCAUUCCAGGCUCAUGCAUCGAUGCCCACUGUGUCACUCCAUUGUGAUAUUCAGAGAACAGACUGAAACUACAGGGAUUUGUGGCCUGGCUGCAGCUCAGUCCUUUACCUCCUUUGGAGCCUGUACUAAAAUACUGUUAGUUUGGUUAAGGGGUUGAGUGCAUCCAUCACAGCAACCUGUUCCAGUGUCUCAGUACCUUCACAGGAAAGAAUUUCUUCCUAAAAACCAUUCUAAAUCUGCCCUCUUUUUUCAGUUUAAAACCGUUACCCCUUGUCCUACCACUACAUGCCCUUUUAAAAAGUCCCUCCCCACCUUUCCUGUAGCCCUUCAGGUACUGGAAGGCUGCUAUUAGGUCUCCCCAGAGCCUUCUCUUCUCCAGGCUGAACAACUCCAGCUCUCUCAGCCUGACUUCACAGAAGAGGUGCUCCAGCCCCCUGAUCAUCUCCAUGGCCCUCCUCUGGGGUUGCUCCAAGAGCUUCAUCUCCUUCUUGUGUUGGGGGCUCCAGAACUGGACACAGUACUGCAGGUGGAGUCUCAGAAGAACAGAGCAGAGGGGAAGAAUGACCUUUCUCAGCCACACCUCUUUUGAUGCAGCCCAGGACACAGUUGGCUUUCUGGGCUGCAAGCACACAUUGCUGGCUCAUGUUGAGCUUCUCAUCAACCAACACUCCUAAGUCCUUUUCCUCAGGGCUGUUCUCAAACCAUUCUCUGCCCAACCUGUAUAUGUUUCUAGUCUAUACUUCCUGCCCAAAGUAGGGCCAGCUUAGAGCUCAGACCAGCUUAGUCAGAGCUUUAUCCAGCCAAGUGUUGAAAAACUGACCUUCAAAACAUUUUCAAGCCACUUGUUCCACUGCUUGACUUGUAUUAAUGGUGGAAAAAUUUUCUUUCUGUCCUGUUUGACCUAUUUUGUUUCAACUUGCACCCCUCCUUGGUGGAAGAGCCUGACUGUGAUCCUGACAGCCUCCUCACUGGCAUGGGCAUGCUGCUUAGAGGUCCCUUGAAGUCUUCUCUUUUCCAUGCUGAACAAGCCUAGUUCCUUCAGUUUGUUAUUGGAAGACAGGUCACUAUAACAUAGUGUGGUGAUGCUUACCAGACUCACAAGUACUACAUUCAGAAAGAUUAAUUAUAUAUGAAGAUAAUGUAAAGCAGCUAAAGGUGGAAGACCACCAAAACCUGUAACAGCAAAGGACACUUAAUAUAUAUAUCUGUGGGGCAGACAGUACUACUGCUAACAUCACAGGCAGGGUUGUCUCUUUUCCCCUUGUUAGUGUAACCUUGGAUUUUCCAUGUUGGAGGCAAAUGCAGCUUAUACUGUAUCCUUAUAUGUGCAUGUAAAUUUACUGUUUUCUCCUCUGGCCUCUUCUAAAUAUGCAACUUAUUGGUAUAUCUUCACUUUGUGCUUAAAAAUCUGUACAACACUGCAAUGAAUUAACAUUGUAUUUUUAGGUUUGAAAGUUGAGCAUAAGUAAUGUUAAAACCUUCACUGUCAGAGCCUGAUCCUGCUCUUUGGGGUUCAUUACUAGUGUAACUACUGGUUUUUAUUUUUUUUAAAUUCAGGUUACAUCACAGCCAUUUUCAACAUGUUUACAAGCUCUGAGUGAGGUGGGAGAAGAACAGCAUGUAUGUGCUUAUCACUUAAUAUUCUGUAUUGUCUGGAUAUUGUUACUGUUGUCAGUUGUUUGGUAAGCACUGCAGGAUAUUCACAUACUGUUACAAAGAUUAAAGUUUGUAAGUCUUCUGUU
Apus apus (common swift) is the source of this 4232-nucleotide messenger RNA. It is a transcript of the gene AMN1, whose product is annotated as antagonist of mitotic exit network 1 homolog. Gene Ontology annotation, cellular component: SCF ubiquitin ligase complex. Lineage: Eukaryota; Metazoa; Chordata; Aves; Apodiformes; Apodidae. Gene Ontology annotation, biological process: SCF-dependent proteasomal ubiquitin-dependent protein catabolic process. The record is from RefSeq and is a predicted model, not a curated record. Gene Ontology annotation, molecular function: protein binding. The coding region runs from base 63 to 863 and encodes 266 amino acids. The transcript has 7 exons.